This is a messenger RNA of Cornus florida, 1746 nucleotides long. Its product is annotated as nuclear pore complex protein NUP35-like. Gene Ontology annotation, biological process: NLS-bearing protein import into nucleus; regulation of DNA-templated transcription; nuclear pore organization. The record is from RefSeq and is a predicted model, not a curated record. Bases 427 to 1416 code for a protein of 329 amino acids. Gene Ontology annotation, molecular function: single-stranded DNA binding; structural constituent of nuclear pore; phospholipid binding. The transcript has 3 exons. Gene Ontology annotation, cellular component: nuclear pore central transport channel; nuclear membrane; nuclear pore nuclear basket. Lineage: Eukaryota; Viridiplantae; Streptophyta; Magnoliopsida; Cornales; Cornaceae.
UGUUGAUGUUUUGGAUUAAAAUGAAUUAAAAAAAUUAGAGUUAAAAUUAUCUUUUCGAAUGCUUUUAGUGUUAUUAGUGACUGAAAAGUAUAAUUGAAUGUAUGUGAUAAAAAUUUUUUAAAGGUAUUUUAGGGUGUGGUAUUUGACCAAACUUAAAAGGGUAUCAGCGAAGUUAAACCUAAAAUGCAAGUGAAGCUGACGAGCCGCUCUCGUGAGCUCAAGACCUUUCCAAUCCAGCUUGUGACGAAACAAACCUAAUAUAUUCCCCCAAGGCCGAAAGCCCUCCAAAAUUCAAAACAAAAACCCUUCAAAAUUCAAAACCUUAAUCGAUCUCUGCAGCUCAAUCAUCAAAUACAGGCCUCUCUCUCUCUUUCUCUCUUUCUCUCAAUUAUUUCACUGCUUGAUUUGUAGACACAAUAAAGAAAAAUGAGCCCCAUUGUCCAAAGAACUCCCAUAUCUGGAAGAAACUCAGUUUUCUUUCAUGAUUUGGCGACACCUGUUUCUGCUCGUAGAGGCGGACCAAAAUCCACUACCCCAGGUCAGGCUGAGGCUGUUUCAGCUGUAUGGAGUGAGAAUUUCCCUAAUUCCCAUCUUCCACCACCACCAAUUUUCACCCUCCAAGACCGCUCUGAUUUCUCCCCAGAAUCUGGAAUUCCAGACUACCGGGAAAUCAAUUCGGACCCAAGAACCCCGGUCCAGAGCUCGGGCCGCGUGUUUUCAACUCCAAAAAGCAAGUAUGGAGCGAGAACUUCAUAUGCUGUAAUGGGUAGGCGGAAGCAGAAUCAACAGGGUUCGGUGGCGAGUUUGAGUUGGUGGUCACCUAUGAAGAAUGGUGGUAGCAGUGAGCAAGAUGAUAAGAUGCAGUGUUCCCCGGUCGAGGGAGUGGUUCAGUCUGGAGCUUUACUUACACUUCCACCCCCGGAGGAAGUUGCGAGGCCAGAGAUGCACAGGAAUACCUUACCUGUUGGUGAUCUUGAUGAGGAAGAAUGGGUUACUGUUUAUGGAUUUUCUCCAGGAGAUACCAAUUUAGUUUUGCAGGAGUUUGAAAAAUGUGGUGUGAUUUUGAAACAUGUUCCAGGUCUAAGAGAUGCUAAUUGGAUGCACAUCCUGUUUCAGAAUCGAUAUGAUGCUCACAAAGCUCUCAACAAGAACGGAAUGCAAAUAAAUGGAGUUGUCAUCAUUGGAGUGAAGGCAGUGGAUCCAAUUCAACACCAAGCUCUGAAUGGAAGGCUUAAUAAUCAAGGAUUCGUGACUUUGCCCCCUGCACCAUGUAGUAAAAUCCUCGAGUCAAAGCCAUUGAGGUACCCCUGUUAUCUUCAAAAUGGCAGUAAUGGUACCCGGGAGUCAGCUGGGACCAUUGCCACCCCCGCGAAAUCCAUGGCGUCCAAGAUCAUUGAUUUAAUGUUUGGUGUCUAGUUGAGCUUUCAUUUCCAUCAUUUUUACUUAUUAGAGCUCUCUUCAUUUUCAUUCUAUGGUGGAAUCUCUUCGGAGGAUGGCAAAUGUUUAACUUUCCCCUCUGGCAAAAGUAAUUCAAACAAAAGUGAAGCUCUCAACAAAAUUUUCUACAUAUUCAUUUUUUCCUUUCAUUAAUUUUUGCCAGUAACUUGGACUAUUUAAUUAGAUACUUCAACUUUCUUGUUCCAUUAGUUUGAAAAUUGUUGCUAUCUUGAAUUUGUGGUUAUGGAGGUUGUAAAAUAAGACUACAGGACUUUACUCUUUGUAGAUUCAGAGGUGUCAUUUUCUUCU